Messenger RNA from Capra hircus (goat), 1756 nucleotides. It is a transcript of the gene TMEM218, whose product is annotated as transmembrane protein 218. Bases 257 to 604 code for a protein of 115 amino acids. The transcript has 4 exons. The record is from RefSeq and is a predicted model, not a curated record. Lineage: Eukaryota; Metazoa; Chordata; Mammalia; Artiodactyla; Bovidae.
GAAAUUCAGGAGUUAAAAGACUGGCGCUGAUUAGCUAAUCCAGAAUUUCCUAGAUGAAAGACCACUUGUGAUUCGUCCUGAGUAGAGCCUCGCUCCUGUGGGCUGAAACUGGCUGGGCUGAGAGGCGUGAGUACGGGACCUGGGAGAUGCGAAGCCCGGUGAUCGGGGUGGAGGAAACCCAGGAGCACCGAGAAGCGCAGCAGCACCGCUAACAGCAGGACCAGCUUGUCGCACUGUGCCCAGUGCUGUGCCACGCAUGGCUGGCACGGUGCUCGGCGUGGGGCCGGGCGUGUUCAUCCUCGCCCUGCUCUGGGUGUUGGUGCUGCUGCUGUGUGCCCUGCUGUCCAGAGCCUCAGGGGCAGCGAGGUUCUCUGCCGUUUUCGUGUUCCUCGGUGCUCUGAUCAUCACAGCCGUUCUGUUGCUCUUCCCUCGAGCCAGUGACGCCCCAGCCCCCGAGGUGGAGAUCAAGAUUGUAGAUGCCUUUUUCAUUGGCCGCUAUGUCCUGCUGGCUUUCCUCACUGCCGCCUUCCUUGGAAGCCUUUUCUUGGUUCUAAUCCAUCACAUCCUGGAGCCAAUCUAUGCCAAACCACUGCGGUCCUACUGAGUCGUCUUCAGGAAAACCAAGACCUUGUUCUCCCCCGCGCUUUGAUGUCACUGGUGAGCAGCAAGGUACUGUUCAGAGCUUUGUGUUGACAGCCUUCCUGCCUUAAGAUCAGAGGAUCAUCUCUUCAUCACGAAGACAAAUCCGUUGAGUCCUGGCUUCCAGAAACAGGAUUGCAGAAUUGCCCCCGAGGAAAGAUUUCUCACCAGCUUAAGGGGGAUAUAUAUCACUGUCUUCUCAGCACCUGUACCUCAGGUUUUCCACCUCUUUUGAAAAGGAAAUAGCAACAGCGAUCUGCUUAGGUUUUUCAAUCAAGACAUCAGCAAGUGAAUUUUGAGAAAAAGGGUACUUUAGCUUCACCUGUCCAACGGAUGGAAGAACUUGGUCCUUUUUGAUAAUAUGUGAAAUACUUAAUUUCAAGGUUAAGAUCAUUUGGGAAAGAAAGGCCCUCCAAGUUCAAAAGAUUAUUUUAAUGUGGUGACUUGGAGACAUAUAUCGGAUGCCAGCUAUGCAGCACUCUGCAUGUCACACCACGGGGCUCCACAAAGGCCUUGGUGUCGCUUUCCGCUGCCUUGAGAAAGCAGUCAACAGCAGUCAGAGGACUGACUUUCACCUCGAACUCCUGGGCACAGCUUCCUGAAUCUAGCAUUUCAAUAGUUCAGGUUCAUGGGGGGAUUAGAGGCAGAGUUUGGAAACAUCAGCUGUGUGUCCUGCGGCUCUCUCUAGAUGCUUCUCCCAGUAUUUGGUGGUCUUUGUUCCUUUAUUUAGUGUAAGUGUCCAUGUUGAGUUACUGUCAUCUCUUUCAUCUUUGUAGCUCUUUCUCCAAAGCUGAUAAGGAAUGUCUAUCCCCAGGCUUAGAUAAAACUUUAUACGUAAGUUCCCAGACCAAGUGAAAUCUGUCAUUAAAUGGUGGGUGGGGGCGAGUAGCUCUAGGCUGUUUCCACUUUGGGAGUCUCAACCUGGCACCCAGAAACUAUUUGAAGGACCUUCUGGCUGAAAAUUAAGAACCAGAAAACAAGUUGGAAAAAGAACUUUGAUAGAGUACAUGCUAUGUGCCAGUAGUGCACAAGUCUUUUUUUUCCCCCCUCCACAAAUGUAAAUGACGAGCCUGUGUGUUAAGGGCAAAAAUAAACUUUUGUACAAAGGGUAUUUUAA